Messenger RNA from Acaulospora morrowiae, 130 nucleotides. The record is from the annotation of a GenBank genome assembly. NCBI's taxonomy places the organism in Eukaryota, Fungi, Glomeromycota, Glomeromycetes, Diversisporales, Acaulosporaceae.
AAGGUUAAAGGAAGCAAUUGAAAGAGAAAAGUACCUUUCCAAUGUCAAAAUAAAUAAAUAUUCUCCGGCAAUGGACGAAAUUGACGAAAUGGACGAAAUGGAUGAUGAGCAUUUACGCUUGCUCGCUUAA